Messenger RNA from Trematomus bernacchii (emerald rockcod), 1972 nucleotides. Its product is annotated as insulin-like growth factor-binding protein 6. The coding region runs from base 555 to 1124 and encodes 189 amino acids. The record is from RefSeq and is a predicted model, not a curated record. The transcript is spliced from 4 exons. Gene Ontology annotation, biological process: regulation of insulin-like growth factor receptor signaling pathway. Gene Ontology annotation, cellular component: extracellular region. NCBI's taxonomy places the organism in Eukaryota, Metazoa, Chordata, Actinopteri, Perciformes, Nototheniidae. Gene Ontology annotation, molecular function: insulin-like growth factor II binding; fibronectin binding; insulin-like growth factor I binding.
CAGGUUACAUAAUUCAAAUUGAUUAACCCUUGAUUUAAAAGCCUAAAUGGAUAAUAUCUCAUCUGCUGAGCUGUGAUUGGUUGGUUACAUAAAAGUGCCUCCUCGGUUAAUAAAUUAUCCUCUCAGUGGGGAGCAGGCAGAGCAAUGGAGUAGCAUACAUAGCAAACACUUGUGAUUUAUGUGGUUUUAGAAACACAUUACUAUCCUGCAGGAUGACAGACAACAAAUGGUAUGAGCAUGCGUGAGUGAGUUUUGGAGACAAGGGAAACGGGGUGUGCUCAGCUGUGUGAAAACAAGAGGGAAAACUAACAUUCUCCAUCACGUACCCUCCCAUACCUUUUUCCCACUGGUUUCGACUCUUUAAAAGCUGCUGCCAGUGUUGUCUCUCAGCCUCAUUAUCACUUUGCCUGGGCUUGAGGGAAUUACUAUCCAGCUUUCUAAACACAGGCACACUUCAGAGGGAUUACUUUAGGAUCGAGAGGGAUCAAAAGUCCUGAUACAACGAGUACAUUUGUAGGACUGUUACCUUAUUGGUGGACAACUUCCAGUGUGAGAUGCUUCUGUGUUUAAACAUCCUGUUGCUGCUACUCCUCCAGCCGGCUCUGUCGUCCCCAGUGCAGCUGACCACUCCGUCCAGAGGAUGUCCCACCUGCAAAUCAAAGUCCACACAGCGUCAGCCGGUUGUAGCUUUAAAUGCCACCGCUCUGGCCAUUGGAGAAGCAUGUGGGGUUUACACUCUCAGCUGCGCCCAAGGUCUGCGUUGUGCUCCUUCAGAGGAUGAGCCGAGGCCCCUCCGUGCCCUGCUGGAAGGCAGGGGGGUCUGCAGUAACGCCAGCAGCACCAGCCCGACUGAAAGUGUCCCGACUGUAGCUCCAGCAUCUACUGAGGAUCCGGGUGAGCCUCCAUGUCGUAAACGUCUAACUACAAUUAUCGAAGGUCAUGAUGCCCAAGUAAUUAAGAAGGAUGAUGAUAUUUACAUGCCCAACUGUGACAAGCGUGGUUUCUUCAGAAAGAAGCAGUGUAGGUCAUCUCGAGCUAAGCAACGUGGCAAGUGCUGGUGUGUGGAUCAGAAGGGUGUGGAAGUCCCCUCAAAAACUAAACAGAAGGGCCCCCUGAGUUGUUGAAUGGCAUAAAGUCCACAAAAAUGAAGCACAGGAGGCUGAAGCUUUAUUGCUAAGACGAGAUAAAGAUGAAGGAACACCAAACAGAGGAAGCUCAUCAGAGUCUCACAUUUCAUUCUCCACCAGAAACAGCUCUCCACCAAUGAAAAGCUGUUUCCAAAUCUGGUGUAACUUUGUCUCCUUGCGCCCUCUACUGAACAUAUUAGGACCGUUUUAAUUAGACAUUCCUUUCAUUUCUGCUUAUGUGAGAUUUAGAUCAAAUCUAUAUCUACAUGUUCAAUUAUCCAGACCAGUGUCACAUAGAAGUUAGUUGCAAAAAUGCCCCCCACGGUUUGAGCGACACAUAUUUGUGUAAAACAUUUUAGCUUCAUUAAUAUUUCAAGCCAUCAAGCAUUAUCAGGAAAAAAAAUGUUUGUAAUAAUGUUUUAUAUUUGUAUAUAUUUUCAGUAUUUGUUUUGACUUUGAAACCACUGUAAUUGUAUUACUGUGUAAUCCUAUUUAUAUUGCUUUGAAUAUGAUAUUCUAUUUAUAUUAAUAUAUCUAGUAAUUAGAUAAUUAGACUAGAAAAAGUCAUUUAUCAGUGGUUGCCCAUUAAAGCAGACACUUAAGGUAUUAUUCUAAACAAAACGUGUGUUUUUAUUACAGAAUUAGAUGGGCAUUAUUAUUAUGCUUUUUUGGCUUUCAUGAAGAAAACGUGCCUGUCGAACAAUAAGAGGAGGUGUGUUUAAGAAAGGUUAAAACUGACACUGAUGGGCACUAUUGCAAACAUGCCCACAAGACACUCUAUGGAUGCUUUGUGGAUUUUGUGCAUUUAAAUACCUUUUUUUUAACUUUUUAAAAUAAAACAUAUA